AUGCCGAAUAUUCGAUGGGGCACCACGAUUGUAGGAGUGACCCUGGCAGCGCUGCUGGUGCUCCAGCUGCUCGCUGUGGUCCAAAACAAUGCUCAGCCGCAGUCACCGGCUUUCCGCAAGCACUACAACUCUUGGAACAACAGAGCCAACAAUGCUGCAACAAACGAUGAUAUUUUCAAGGUCGGAGCCGGCAAGGCGGAUAUCACGGGACCGGUGGUCGAGGUCGAUUUCAAUGGGUAUGCCAGCCUGGACCAGCUGGGCACGGGUGUGCGGCAGCGACUCUAUUCUCGCUCCUUCAUCUUUGCCAGCCCCAAUAAUCCCGACGACACCUUUGUGUAUCUGAUUCUGGAUACCCAGUCGGGUGACACUGCUGUUAGACACGGAGUCCUGCAGGGGCUUGCUGCGCUGGGCGGCGACUACGCGAAAUAUGGUGAACAUAAUGUCGCCCUGGUCGGAACCCAUUCGCAUUCCGGGCCCGGCGCGUGGAUGAAUUAUCUGCUGCCUCAAAUCCCCACCAAGGGGUUCGAUAAGCAGAGCUACCAGGCUAUCGUUGACGGCACGAUUCUGUCCAUCCAACGUGCUCAUGAGAGCAUAACCACAGGACGUCUUUCCUUCGGCAAUAUUACCCUGAACGAUGCCAACAUCAACCGCAGCCCAUAUGCCUACGAGCAAAAUCCAGAGGAAGAGAAAGCGAAGUAUGUGGGACAAGUCGAAAAGACGCUUUCGCUCCUGCGCUUUGAUCGAGAGUCUGAUAAUAAAACUGCGGCCGUCUUGACUUGGUUCCCCGUGCACGGUACCUCCAUGUACAACAACAACACCCUAGUCACGGGCGACAAUAAGGGCGUCGCCGCCUACCUCUUUGAGCGCAGCAUCGUGGGCGACGAUCGAUUUACUGAUGAUGCUGUUAUCGGCUUUUCCCAGGCCAAUGUCGGCGACACUAGCCCCAAUAUCCUGGGGGCUUGGUGCGAGGAUGGCUCAGGACAACAGUGCAGCUACAAAGACAGCACCUGUGGCGGCAGUAACGAAGCGUGCCACGGCCGAGGACCGUUUUUCCGUGUCAAGGACAACGGGGCUAAGAGUUGCUUCGAAAUUGGGAAGCGCCAGUUCGCGGCUGCGAAGCAGCUCUACGACGAUCAAGUCAACACACCGAUUACUGGAAGCUCGUUUGUCAAGUCCUUCCAUGUCUAUGAGAACAUGAACGGCUUCGAGUUUACGUCUCCUUUCAACGGUAGUGCCAUGAAGACUUGCUAUGCGGCGCUUGGAUAUUCAUUUGCUGCCGGAACCACAGAUGGACCAGGUGCCUUUGAUUUCACCCAAAAUGCCACCGGACCGUCCACCGAUAACCCCUUGUGGAAGAUUGCACGAGGCUUUAUCCACGAACCCAGCGCCGAACAGAGAGCUUGUCAGGCACCUAAGGAUAUCUUGUUGGAUGUGGGUACCCUGACUCUGCCCUACGCAUGGGCUCCCGACGUUGUUGAUUUCCAGGUGCUCCGACUGGGGCAGAUGUUUGUCGUCAUUUCCAGCAGUGAAGCCACCACGAUGUCUGGGCGCCGGUGGAAAGCCGCCAUCAUUAAUGGAGCCCAAAAUAUGCUCGGUGUUUCAGAGCCUCAAGUGGUGCUCGGAGCACCGGCGAACAGUUACUCUCACUACCUCACGACCGAGGAGGAGUAUAGCGUACAGCGAUACGAAGGAGCAUCCACUCUGUACGGGCCAAAUGAACUUGCGGCGUAUGUGAAUCUGACUCUCACCUACCUGCCAUACUUGGGGAGCGAUGCAGAUGUGGCCAAGCUGCCGGCCAUCCCCGCGGGCCCCAGCCCGCCCAUCAACACGAACAACUCGCUCUCUUUCAUUACAGGGGUUGUGUACGACGGCGCACCAAUCGGCAAGUCCUUUGGUGAUGUGCUCACCUCCCCGAGUAACAAGACGUUCCGACCAGGGGACGUGGUCAAUACGACCUUUGUCGGCGCCAACCCCCGAAACAACCUGCGUCUGGAAGGGACGUACGCGGCGGUGGAACAGCAGACCGGGUCGGAGUGGACACAGGUGCGCAAUGACCGUGACUGGAACUUGGUGUUCAACUGGUUGCGAACCGAUACCGUUCUGGGCUACAGCACGGUGACGGUCGAGUGGGAAAUCGAAGACUCUUUCUACAGUGUCGGCAACCCGACCGCGCUGUCGAGCGGGACGUACCGGAUGCACUACUAUGGGGACUCGAAGGGCGUGACGGGCACUAUCACAGCGUUUGAGGGGAUUGGCCCGUCUUUCAUUGUGAGCGCGUCGUAG
Molecule: messenger RNA, 2283 nt
Organism: Penicillium lagena
Lineage: Eukaryota; Fungi; Ascomycota; Eurotiomycetes; Eurotiales; Aspergillaceae
Product: neutral/alkaline ceramidase
Exons: 2
Coding region: 1-2283 (760 amino acids)
Biological process (GO): ceramide catabolic process; sphingosine biosynthetic process; long-chain fatty acid biosynthetic process
Cellular component (GO): extracellular region
Molecular function (GO): N-acylsphingosine amidohydrolase activity
Source: RefSeq, a predicted model, not a curated record